Thlaspi arvense is the source of this 3890-nucleotide messenger RNA. Lineage: Eukaryota; Viridiplantae; Streptophyta; Magnoliopsida; Brassicales; Brassicaceae. The record is from the annotation of a GenBank genome assembly.
AUAAGAGACGUUAGGUAAAAAGUUUAUCAGUUAGGCUCUUGUUAUGUGUGAUCUUAUGCGAAUACAUCAAUCAAAGACCAUACGGUAUUGUGGAAAAGAGUCGUAAGCAAUUUCUCAAGUGUGACGCAGAUAGUCCGUUCACAUCUAUUUAAAUCAUUCUCUGUCUUCUCUUUGGCUUCACCACCAUUCCCGCAAUAAAGAAAGAACACCGCACAUUAUGACAGUCAACGAGGAAAAGAACGUUCCGACAAAAACUCAUGUCUUGAUCUUCCCAUUUCCAGCGCAAGGCCACAUGAUCCCCCUCUUUGAUUUCACCCACCGCCUAGCUUUACGCGGCGGCUCCGCCUUAACUAUCACCGUCUUAGUCACUCCUAAGAACCUUCCCUUUCUCUCUCCUCUUCUCUCCGCCGGAGUUAACAUCGAAGCUCUCAUCCUCCCUUUUCCCUCUCACCCUUCAAUCCCCUCCGGCGUCGAAAACGUCCAAGACUUGCCUCCUUCAGGCUUCCCUACCAUGAUCCACGCGCUUGGUAACCUCCACGCGCCGCUUCUCUCUUGGAUCACUUCUCACCCUUCUCCUCCUGUAGCCAUCGUCUCGGAUUUCUUCCUUGGCUGGACCCAACAUCUCGGAAUCCCUCGCUUCGAAUUUUCCCCUUCUGCUGCUAUCUCUUGCUGCAUCCUCAAUACUCUCUGGAUCGAGAUGCCCACCAAGAAAAACGACGAUGACGAGAUCCUCGAGUUUCCGAAUAUCCCCAAUUGUCCGAAAUACCCUUGGUCUCACAUCUCCUCAAUCUACCGGAGUUACGUUCACGGAGAUCCAGCUUGGAAAUUCAUAAGAGACGCCUUCAGAGACAACGCGGCAAGUUGGGGACUCGUCGUGAACUCAUUCUCAGCCAUGGAAAGUGUUUAUCUCGAGCAUCUUAAGCUAGAGAUGGGCCAUAGCCGUGUAUGGGCUGUUGGCCCACUUCUUCCAGUCUCCGAGGGUAACCGUGGUGGCUUGACCUCAGUUUCUGUCGACCACUUGAUGUCGUGGCUAGACGCACGUGCGGAUGACCAAGUGGUGUACGUGUGCUUCGGAAGUCAAGUUGUGUUGACCAAGGACCAGACCCUUGCCCUCGCCUCUGCGCUUGAGAAAAGCGGCGUCCAUUUCGUGUGGGCCGUCAAGGAAGACUCGACACGUGGCAACAUCCUAGAUGGCUUCGACGAUCGUGUGGCUGGGAGGGGUCUGAUAAUCAGAGGAUGGGCUCCACAAGUGGCCGUGCUCCGGCACCGAGCCGUGGGAGCGUUUCUAACGCACUGCGGUUGGAACUCCGUGGUGGAGGCGGUGGUUGCCGGCGUUCUGAUGCUGACGUGGCCGAUGCGGGCAGACCAGUACAUAGACGCGACUCUGUUGGUCGACGAAUUGAGAGUGGGCGUUCGUGCCUGUGAGGGACCUGACACGGUGCCUGACCCGGAGGAGUUAUCCCGAAUUUUCGCUCAUUCGGUCACCGGAAAUCAAAUGGAGAGGAUCCGAGCCGUGGAGCUGAGGAAAGAAGCGUUGGGGGCGAUCCAAGAACGUGGGAGCUCGGUUAAGGAUUUAGAUGGAUUUAUCGAGCAUGUCGUUAGUUUAAGACCAAACAAAUGAUUCAGUCAAAUAAAAUUCAAGUUAUGGUAAAUUUUUUACUCGAAUAUGCUCCCCGAUAAUGUAAAAUCUCCAUGACUGUAUCUUUCUAAUAAAUUGUUGUAACUUGUAAGAUGAUAAAUUAGAGUUUCUGAUAUGCUCUUAUGCAGUAAGAUUUUGCUCUAUCUGGAAUGUUUUGGCGUGGACAUAUAAUUUCGAUUCGUGUGUUAUGUAAUUUAAAAAGCUUAAAAUGGCAAAGAAGCGGGUCAAGAUGGAUCGGGUUGGGUCGUGUCGGGUCAAGUUUUAUAAGACCCGAAAACUAAUCCGAACGUUUUGUUUUCUUAUCUCUUAUUCGACAAAUCAUAUUCGCUUCCAUCUCCCUCACACAUCCACAGAAGUAAAGAAAUGGCUCUCACCGUGAGCAGCGGUGGCGGAGGAGCGAGGAUCCACUGCAUCGACCUCACUGAGUCUUCUCGUACUCCCUUCUCCACAUCCAGACUCGUAAACUUCUCUCAUCACUCAAGAACUCGUCAUCACGUUGUCUCUGCCGCCAAAAAAGCCUCCUCUCAAACCGGCCGGUUCGACAGCAGGAAGCGUCGAACCCUCGUGCCGACGACCACCAAGGAACAACCCGAAGAGCAGAACGGUGCAUUUGACGGCGAGAAUCCGCCGUCCGAGAUCGAAAUCGCCGACGACGAUGGCGGGGAUAGAUUUGCGGUGAACACUCGAUUCAGAGGUGAUCCCAAAGACGCGCCGAAGUUUUUGAUUAAGGAUCUUCCUGGGCUUGAACCUGAUCCUUUUGAAGGUCCUCAGUGGGAUGGUCUAGGGUUCUUCGUUCAGUACUUGUGGGCUUUCGGAAUCCUUUUCGCGCUUGUCUCCGGCGGAAUUGCGGCGGGGACGUACAACGAAGGUGCGACGGAUUUCAAGGAGACGCCAGUGUAUAAAGAGGCGAUCCAAUCCCGUGACCUUCUGGACGAGGCAGAGAGUUCGAACUCGGAAGAUGUGUUCGAGUCCAACCCAACAGAAGUGGCGCCUAGUUUGGAAUAGUUUCAGUUCAGUGUUUAGAAAAAUGGAAAAAAAAAAGCCUGAAUCUUUUGGUUUUGGGGAGUUUUCAAAAUGUCUUAUUCGAUGUUGAUCUUCUUUGAGCUUGCUGUGUUUAUAAUGUUUACAGAAUCAAAGCGAAAACCCGAUUAUUAAAAACACGACUACUGUUCUUCAUUGUUCUGUUUUCCGAUUUCAUUUCAUGAACUGCAAACUUCUUUACGAAACAUAACAAUAAAUCUUUUUCUUCCACUUUUUUCUUGGUUCGUAGAGUAAACUCAAAACAGGAGAAUGCAACUAAAAGGAGGUAGUAGACUGGUAGUUUAAGUGCAGAGAGACUUAGAUGAGGAGGAGUGAUCCAGGUAGGAUAGCUGCGAGUGCGAGGAUGCUUAGCUGAAUCUUAGACUUGGAGCCAGAGGAUCUAAGACCAUAACCUAGCCCCAUAAAACUGGUGGGUCUUUGUGCCACUGGAGCCACUGGAGUUGCUGAUAAAAGUAAAAUGAGUUCAGUAACACUUUCGUUGUGAGAUGUUACAGUUUAUAUGUUUUGGUUUUAGCAACUUUGGUAAAAGUGGCUUACCCGCAACGCCUGAACUGUUCUUUGCACCUAGAGAGACUUGAGAACCGGUUGAGCUAGAAGGUGGUGGAGCAACAGAGGAGGAUUCACUAGAAACCUACGUACCAGGGGAGGAUGAGCAAGAAGAUGAAUUGGCUGGAAUGUUGCAAAGCGGAGGCAAUUGUAGAGCAAGAGUUUGAUUGAUUGGGAAAGCAGGGGACAAAGUCAAAGUGUUGUUGAGGAAGAGACAGAGACAAGUUGGUUGUUGGCUGUAGAUUUGGUUUAAGCCGUCACAGCAAGGUUGAGCCGGGAGCUGGACAAAGCCUUGCACGAAUGGACCACAUGGAGCCAAGGAAAGAAGCAUGGAGGCACAUGUAGCUGUGGUGCCUGGGACUUGAGCGUGAACCGGUUGGAGAAAAAUUGGAGACAAGGUGAUUAAGAGAGUGACGACGAGAGUAGGAGAAACCAUUUUUCUUGUAGAUAAGUUUCUUUCUUCUUUGUUUGAGAGAAUGUGGUGGUUUUUGGAGUACUUAAGGCCGGAAUCAAUUAGUUUGGUGUGUGUGUGACUGUGGAGAGAUAUUGUUAUUGCACACAUGAUGUGUGUUAAUUUGGUUGCAACACUUGAUUUCUUCAUGUGUUGUGUCUUGUUUGGUGUUUUCUACUUCAUUCAUAAAUUAUGCUUCUUGUUUUGAGUUGA